This is a messenger RNA of Lampris incognitus (smalleye Pacific opah), 1429 nucleotides long. RefSeq names its product ras-related protein Rab-25-like. The transcript is spliced from 5 exons. Bases 320 to 955 code for a protein of 211 amino acids. Gene Ontology annotation, cellular component: recycling endosome. Gene Ontology annotation, biological process: exocytosis. The record is from RefSeq and is a predicted model, not a curated record. Lineage: Eukaryota; Metazoa; Chordata; Actinopteri; Lampriformes; Lampridae. Gene Ontology annotation, molecular function: GTP binding; GTPase activity.
AGGGCUCGGCAGGCGACACUGCUUCUGUCUAUCGGUUUGUAUUUGUCUGCCAUUCUGUCCACAACCGGCGCAAUCUCUAUCCACAGAUAAAGAAGGAGGAGGAGGACGAGCGGGCUGCAGCCGAACCUGUUUCUUUCUCUCCUUCAUUUUCACCUUUACCCGUGUCUCUCCACACUGGAGAGAAAAAAGAGAGGAAGUGUGGUUGUCUGUUCUCUCUCUCUCCCCCUCCCUCCCUUUCUCUCUCUGGGUCUAAUGGUGUAAGUAGCUUUAGGAUAUUGACUAACAGAAAAGGAGGAACCUUCCGGGCACCGAGCGCAACAUGGGGACCGACGAGUCGUACAACUUUGUGUUCAAAGUGGUGUUGAUAGGGGAGUCUGGAGUCGGCAAGAGCAAUCUUUUAUCUCGCUUCACCAAAAAUGAGUUCAACCAUGACAGCCGCACCACCAUCGGUGUGGAGUUUAGCACACGGUCCGUGCAGCUUGACACCUUCAUCAUCAAGGCCCAGAUCUGGGACACUGCUGGGCUGGAGCGCUACAGGGCCAUUACCUCAGCGUAUUACAGGGGAGCAGUAGGGGCUCUGUUGGUCUAUGACAUUAGCAAACACCUGACCUAUGAGAGCGCAGAGCGUUGGCUGAAGGAGCUGUACGACCAUGCCGACCCCCACAUUGUGGUCAUGCUGGUGGGCAACAAGAGCGACCUGGACUCCCUCCGGACUGUGUCAGCGGAAGAGGCCAAGGACUUUGCAGAGAAGAAGGGCCUCAUGUUCAUGGAGACCUCGGCAUUGGACUCAACCAACGUCGAAGCUGCUUUCAACCAAGUCCUCACAGCGAUUCAUAAGAAGGUGGCCAGCAGAGAGGUGACCCGCGGCUCCAUCAGCGCCGUGACCUUGUCCAGCCCCACCGGACCAGCCAGCGAGCCCGACGAGGAGCACCGAACCUGCUGCAAGAACCUCUGACCUGGACUGCUGCUGACCCACUAGUAUCUGUUAUACUUGUUCGUCAUCACUCAAACUUAAACACAAUUCGAUUUGCACACAAUCUGAAGAUACGGGUUCCUCUUUUAGGCUGGUGCAGUAUAUAAAGCAACCCAUCUUUUCAACCACAUGGGUCGUAUCUGAGUAAUAACAACAGCAAAUGACGGAAUAAAGCUCGUGCUGCAGGAAAAAAGAUACAAGUAGGGCAGGAAUCCAUAUAUCAUUAAUAUUCUCUGCAGAGAUGGUUAAAGGGCGCUUUUUACCUUUUAUGUUUAAGCUUCAAAAGGGGCAGGGGAGCUUAGGAGAGAGUUUUAUUACUUUUAUAAAAGAACAGACUGGGAUUGGCGCCAUAAAUUAUUUUUUGAUAUACUGUCUGUAUCCAACUGUAAACUCAAAAGUUAUGAUCUUCAUAUGAAAGCGAGUCAGCUCGUGUGAAAUAAAUUAAAUCUGACCAAA